AAACAAAUUAAACAUAUUUUUUGCUUUUCUCCAAAACAAUGCAAAGCAACGCAAAGCAAAACAAAACAGAGCAAAGCACAUAAUUUUACUGUAAAUCAUGGCCAAUAUUUUUUUCGUACAAAAAGAGAAAAUAAGCAAAAAAAAAAGAAGAAAAUUGUUUACUCUUCUUAUAUAAAAUCAUUGCCAAAAGUUUUAUUGCCUAUGUAGAGGCUUCCCUUACACACACACACACACACACACAAAUUGCAUACACAUUUAUAUGUAUUUUAUCUAAAUAUAUAUAUUUCAGUUGGCAGACAUGCCGAUAGACUUUAAAAUAGACAUAAUGUUGUAUAUCAGAGAUGUACACUUCAAUAGUUUUCAAAUAUCAACAAGUGAUUUAAAAAUAAUCUUUUCUUUUCUUGUUUUCUUCUUGCUUUUGCAUUUAUGUGUGCAAAAAUCGAAUUAAACAAAUGCUAUGCAAUGUAUCAUCAUGAGAUACUAAAAUUUUAAGCGAAUUCAAGCGACUGAUCGGAUCGAUAAGCGAUUGAGUGACAGAGGCAGAAUUCGUUACUGUCUUGAAGGCGAUUGAUGUAGAGGUGCCUUUGCCACCGUCUCACAAGCUCACGAUGACCGAAGUGUUUGAUACAAAAACAAAUAAACCGAAUUAUAACACUCUACGUGAACAUUUUAUAUUGGAGGGACGCAUUGAAGAGGAACCAGCCUUGCGUAUUAUUAGCGAGGGUGCUGCCAUAUUGCGAGCGGAGAAAAAUAUGAUCGAUGUUGAAGCACCAAUUACAGUAUGCGGUGAUAUACAUGGACAAUUUUUCGAUUUGGUAAAACUCUUUGAGGUCGGUGGUCCGCCAGGUUCAACUCGCUACCUAUUUCUCGGUGAUUACGUAGACCGAGGAUAUUUUAGUAUUGAGUGCGUUUUGUAUUUAUGGUCGCUGAAAAUUUGCUAUCCAAACACACUGUUUUUAUUGCGUGGUAAUCACGAGUGUCGUCACCUCACCGAGUAUUUUACGUUUAAACUGGAAUGUCAAAUCAAAUAUUCGGAACGAAUAUAUGAUGCCUGUAUGGAAGCUUUCGAUUGUCUACCCUUGGCCGCUUUAUUAAAUCAACAAUUUCUUUGCAUACAUGGAGGACUAUCUCCGGAAAUAUUCACACUCGAUGAUAUAAAAAAAUUAAACAGAUUUCGUGAACCACCUGCUUUUGGACCCAUGUGUGAUAUAUUGUGGUCCGAUCCUUUGGAGGAAUUCGGUAAUGAGAAGAAUAAUGAUUUUUUUACCCAUAAUUCGAUACGUGGUUGUUCAUACUUCUUUAGUUAUUUAGCCUGUUGUGAGUUCCUACAAAAAAAUAAUCUUUUAUCGGUGGUAAGGGCCCACGAGGCUCAAGACGCUGGCUACCGAAUGUACCGCAAAAAUCAGGUUACCGGAUUUCCUUCAUUAAUAACCAUAUUUUCGGCUCCUAAUUAUUUGGAUGUCUACAACAACAAAGCAGCUGUUCUUAAAUAUGAGAAUAACGUUAUGAAUAUACGACAAUUUAAUUGUUCGCCUCAUCCAUACUGGUUGCCAAAUUUUAUGGAUGUCUUUUCGUGGUCGUUGCCGUUUGUGGGCGAAAAGGUCACCGAAAUGUUGGUUAACAUCUUAAAUAUUUGCUCCGACGAAGAAUUGGUUGGCGGUGCCGAUGAUGAUUUGGAAGAAGAACUUCGUAAGAAAAUCGUUCUUGUACCAAUGAGUAAUAAUAAUAACAGUAACAGUAACAGUAACCCUCCAAAGAAAGCUUCGUCUGUGUCGGCCUUACGCAAGGAAAUCAUACGCAAUAAAAUACGAGCAAUUGGUAAAAUGUCGAGAGUAUUUUCGGUAUUAAGAGAGGAAUCCGAAUCGGUUUUGCAAUUAAAAGGUCUUACACCUACUGGUUCUUUACCGGCUGGUACUCUAGCAGGUGGCAAGGAUUCAUUACGUAAUGCUUUAAAAGGCUUAGGUGCUACGCAGCAAAUAACGUCGUUUGCUGAAGCCAAAGGUUUAGAUGCUGUCAAUGAACGUAUGCCGCCAAGACGUCCGCUGCUAAUAGGUCACAAUAACAAUUGUAAUGAAAAUUUAACGGCUAAAAACAAUGGCUCUUCAGCGCCAGGAGUUGUCACUAAAUACUCAUAGCUUUAAUUUAAAAAUAACAAGAAUAAAAAAAAUUGAAACCGUUUAGUAAAA
Molecule: messenger RNA, 2186 nt
Organism: Glossina fuscipes
Lineage: Eukaryota; Metazoa; Arthropoda; Insecta; Diptera; Glossinidae
Product: serine/threonine-protein phosphatase 2B catalytic subunit 1
Exons: 13
Coding region: 609-2135 (508 amino acids)
Biological process (GO): calcineurin-mediated signaling
Cellular component (GO): calcineurin complex; cytoplasm
Molecular function (GO): calmodulin-dependent protein phosphatase activity; calmodulin binding
Source: RefSeq, a predicted model, not a curated record